Megachile rotundata (alfalfa leafcutting bee) is the source of this 2372-nucleotide messenger RNA. It is a transcript of the gene Ipp, whose product is annotated as inositol polyphosphate 1-phosphatase. Gene Ontology annotation, molecular function: inositol-1,4-bisphosphate 1-phosphatase activity. The record is from RefSeq and is a predicted model, not a curated record. Lineage: Eukaryota; Metazoa; Arthropoda; Insecta; Hymenoptera; Megachilidae.
CAAUAUUACAUUUUAUUAAUAACACAAAACGUAGAGUUACAUAUAUAUAUAAAAUAAAUAUACUAAUGAUAGAUUUAAUUCCAUACGGAUUUUGCUGUAUUACAGACUAUUCAUGAUAUCAGCACAAUUCACAUAUUGCUUGUACAUAUGAAUAAUUAUAGGUUAUGUAAAGGAUAGGUUAUGUUCGCUUUCAGUAUAAACAUAAAACUAACAAUGUGUCAAACAACAAAUCUAAAAAGCUAAUCUUAUUCGAAUUAUAAAUUGAUUGAUUUUGAAAUUUUGUUCUUAAGUGUUUUAAAGAAUUAUAUUUAUACUUAAUUGUAUAUAAAGAACAUUUUACAUUUUGUUAAUGUUACACUGAAAAUAAGAGGAUAAAAAUGGAAAUAUUGUCCGUGUGCGUCAUUUGCUAAUUAUGAUGCAUGAAUGAUUAAUUUGCUAUUUUGAUAUUCUGACUUUAACGUCAACUUCGUAUUCGCGGCUAGGUUUUAUAUUUAAAUAAUUACGUUAAAUCAGUAUAUUGUAGUUACAUAAUGCAAUUUGUACGGAUUCAUAUCGAGUUUUUAACGCGUUUAGUACAACACGCAAUUGUUUAAAUUUGUUAAACUAAAUUCUGUUCAAUAACUGAAACUUAUAACAAGUUUAUAGUAUUACAUCUGUCUGGAUCUGAAAAAUAAUUAUUAAAAUGAAAGACGGCAGCAGAUUGUUAUCAGUUCUUCUGCGAGUUUCUGAGAAAGCAGCAAAUAUUGCAAGAGCUUGCAGAUACAAUGAUGCUCUCUUUAAGCUGCUUGUACAAGAAAAAUCAGAGGAAGAAAAGAAUCCUCGUUUCUUUCAAGAUUUCAAAACCUUAGCCGAUGUUCUAAUACAAGAGACAAUUAAACAUGACAUUGCAUUAGAGUUUCCAGAAUUGGCCAAAGUAGUACAAGGAGAAGAAAGUAAUACAUUUAGUAAUGCUUUGGGUGAAUCUAUAGUGGUCGAAGUUUGUCCUACUGCAGAGGAAACAACUCAAUUAUUAGCCAAGGUAAUGGGUAGUGAUAUUGCAAGUGCAGAAUUAUUGGCCACAGAAGUCCACAAAGAUGUCCAGCUAUUAGACAUUCCAAUGGUAGCAGAAUUACCAUCUGAUUUUGAUAUUAAUGUACAUGAUCUUGGUAUAUGGAUUGAUCCAAUUGAUUCAACUGCAGAUUAUAUAAAUGGAGGUGAAAAUGUGGAUGAUGUCACUGGAGUACAUUUGAGCGGUUUACGCUGUGUUACUGUUUUAAUUGGAGCCUACUUAAAGAGCACAGGUGUUCCUGUUGUGGGAGUAGUUAAUCAACCUUUUUACACGAACAUAGAUUCACAGUGGAAAGGAAACUGUUAUUGGGGAUUUGCGGAAAAUGAUAUUAGAAAAUGUUCUAUAGUCAAAGAACCUGAUGAUAAAAAAAUAGUUGUUCUUAGUAGAAUGGAAGAUGAAAAUGUAAAAUCGAAGUUGUUAGAUGCUGGAUUUACUUUGGUAGAAGCAGCUGGUGCAGGUUAUAAAAUACUAAAUGUUGCUCUUGGACAUGUUGAUGCUUAUAUUUUAUCCAAAGGUUCCACAUAUAAGUGGGACACUUGUGGUCCACAAGCCCUUUUGCGUUCCUUAGAUGGAGGUAUCAUUGAAUUUCGAAGUUUUAUAAAUGAUUCUGAUUCAGAGUAUUUGGAUAUAAAAUAUUUAUCUACAUCUUCCAAUUUUUCUAAUAGCAAUGGUUUAAUUGCAUACAGAAAUUUUGAAAUUCUGCAGACCUUGAAGUCCAUUUUAUGCAAAUAAGUGUUUGUGGGUAUAUUUUAUAUAUAUGUAUUAUGUAUUAAUUGUUGCCAGUGUUUCAAGAUAUUUUUAUUGCAUUUAAUAUUAAAUGCAGUUUUACGUAAUUAACAGACAAUUUUCACUUUGCUUAAUUUUAGAUUGUUUUAUAGUAUUGUAACAAUUUUUAUUAUUUAAUAAUUAAUAUAAAUGAGAAUAUUUGUAGCAUUGAAUAUAAAAUUUGAGAGUUGUUUAUAGUAUUUAAAUGUUGUUAUCUGAAAAGGAAGUUGCUUCUUUAUGAUGUGCAAGUAGAUCGAUGUUCAUACAAGCAAUGCUUCCAUUUUCUUCUUAAUUGUUACAUAUGUGUCCAUAAUAUAUAUUUGUUGAUAAAUACAUAGUAAUAGGCUUUUAUCAAAAUAUGGAUAUUUUUUAUGAACUAAAAAAUGAAUGUAUAGCAAAGUAUUAAUGGUACUUAAAGUGAAAUAAUUAUAUGAAUCAUUUUAUUUAUUUUUAUCUAAUGUUUAAAUUUUGUAAUGAUUAUAUGAUUGUGAUAUGAAUACAGAAUUACAAUUGUAAAAUUGUAAAAGUUGUUUAAAAUAAAAGCUACUGAUAGAAUGAA